AUGCUCGUGCGAGGCGGAUGCACUUCGCCACUUUGGCCGGCUGGCGCUGCGUACGGCGCAGUGGAGGUCCUCUUGAGAGUCCGGCGGCUCAGGACCACGCGCGCCGCUGCUGCAUGUGGUCGGGAGGCGUUGGGUGCAGAGAAAGCAGCAACGCACAAAAAGUGCGGGCACCAUGCCGACGGCUUGAGUUUCUUCCGCUUCGUGGUGCCCGCAGAACGGCCUGUUUAUGCGCUCUCACGUGGGAGGUUUUUCCCGAGGCAAGGCGGGAAGCAGCAGCAGACGGCGGGCGUGUCCGACAUGUCCCGGCCGGAGCAGAGUGGUUUCGGCAACUCGGCGGGGAGGCGGAGGGCCUAA
Molecule: messenger RNA, 354 nt
Organism: Trypanosoma rangeli
Lineage: Eukaryota; Euglenozoa; Kinetoplastea; Trypanosomatida; Trypanosomatidae
Exons: 1
Coding region: 1-354 (117 amino acids)
Source: RefSeq, a predicted model, not a curated record